AUGGGUAUCUAUCUCAGAACUAAGCUAGAUCAAUUGAAAUUUGACUUGGGUAUGGCUUUCAUGUCGAACGAUGAACACCAAGCAGCUACAUUUGAGCGUAUUACACAAGAUGAUUUCGUUUGCAGCGAACAGCAAGUCGAGAAAAGCAGCGCACGACUACAUGCGCAAAGGCGUUUUAUAUGGGAAGAAGCUGUUCGCAGGAUGGAACUCAAAGAAAAGAAAAUGCAGUCUGAUAACCUUCACACGGAAACCAGCGAGCGUUCGAACGUAUCACGGGUGCUCCAUUCUUAUUUGCGACGUAAUCGUCAUCGCAGGCGCAGUGAAUUUCUCAGAGAUCUCCACAGGCCUGAUAAUCUCAAUCAUUUCAAGCUUGACUAUUCAAUGAUGUAUACGUAUGCUAUUUGA
Cylicocyclus nassatus is the source of this 405-nucleotide messenger RNA. NCBI's taxonomy places the organism in Eukaryota, Metazoa, Nematoda, Chromadorea, Rhabditida, Strongylidae. The record is from the annotation of a GenBank genome assembly.